AUGAUAGAAGGUGGAAUUACAACCAGGAUGUCAGGAAUAAUUGACAACGCUGGACACCAUCCUUCUCCUCAAGACUACAGGCUUCUGACCACAGACCCCUCCCAGCUAAGGGAGGAGGACCUCCCGGGGGACCUGCAGUCUCUGUCAUGGCUCACCUCUGUUGAUGUGCCCCGGCUGCAGCAGAUGGCUGAUGGCCGAAGCCACAGUAACGGGCCUCCCCAAGGCAGCCUGCUGGAGCAGCAGACAGGUCAGCUAAACAGCAUGACCAUGACAGGGGGACAGGGCUCCAUGCUUCACCUUCAGAGCAAUAUGCAGCACAGCCCCCUGGGAAUCAACGUCCUCAGUGCCCACAGUGGAAGUAUGUCUCCGUUCUCCGUGAAUGGGCAGCCUUCUCCUGGGUAUCAGUGCCCUACCUCAGUCUAUCAAGCAGCACCCCAGCAGGUGUACUCUCUAACCCAAGCUGGCCAACAGUGUUCACCAGCUGGGCUUUAUAGCAAUAUUUCUUUUAACAACCAAAGUCUGUUCACACAACCACGGCUUGCUCCGCAAAACCAAGAAGUGCAGCCCAAGUCUUUCCCGAAGCCAAUCUACUCUUAUAGCUGUUUGAUUGCCAUGGCUCUGAAGAACAGUAAAACUGGCAGUCUUCCUGUUAGUGAGAUCUAUAGCUUUAUGAAGGAACACUUUCCUUAUUUCAAGACAGCACCAGAUGGAUGGAAGAACUCAGUCAGACACAAUCUUUCCUUGAAUAAAUGCUUUGAAAAAGUGGAGAACAAGAUGAGUGGCUCAUCCCGUAAAGGAUGUCUAUGGGCACUGAACCCUGCCAAAAUUGACAAGAUGGAAGAAGAAAUGCAAAAGUGGAAACGCAAGGACCUCCCAGCCAUCCGCCGCAGCAUGGCAAACCCUGAUGAGUUGGACAAACUGAUUACAGAUCGUCCAGAGAACUGCAGACGCAAGACUUUAGAGCCAGGCAUGACACGGCUACCUAGCUGUCCAACUGGCCUUCCACUGCCAGUCUCAGCCCAGAUGCAGCCUCAACCUAUAGUCACUCUGUCCCUGCAGUGCCUUCCCAUACACCAGCACCACCAGCUUCAGGCUCAAUUACAGGCUCAGGCCCGCCUGGCUCCUAUGUCACCUGCCCCAGCCCAGACGCCUCCCCUCCACACAGUCCCUGACCUUUCCCAGAGUCCCUUAGCCCAACAGCCCAGCAAGCAGCCACAUGAUUUCUACAAUCUUCAUGGAGAUACAAAUACAGAGGUGGACGCCCUGGACCCUAGUAUAAUGGACUUUGCCCUUCAAGGUAACUUAUGGGAGGAAAUGAAGGACGACAGCUUUAACCUGGAUGCAUUAGGCACCUUUAGUAACUCACCCCUUCGGCUAUCAGACUGUGACUUGGGAACAGCUAACCUUCCACCUGCUUCUAGCGGAGGAAACCUGCCUCUCUCAGAUGUGCAAGUAACAGGUCUCUACACCUCCUACACCUCCUUGGAUACCCUCUCCUCCCAGUACAUGGGUGCCCCAAACAACAGCAAGCCCAUAGCCUUGCUUUAA
This is a messenger RNA of Lampris incognitus (smalleye Pacific opah), 1548 nucleotides long. It is a transcript of the gene foxn4, whose product is annotated as forkhead box N4. The record is from RefSeq and is a predicted model, not a curated record. The coding region runs from base 1 to 1548 and encodes 515 amino acids. Gene Ontology annotation, biological process: regulation of transcription by RNA polymerase II. Gene Ontology annotation, molecular function: transcription cis-regulatory region binding; DNA-binding transcription factor activity, RNA polymerase II-specific. Lineage: Eukaryota; Metazoa; Chordata; Actinopteri; Lampriformes; Lampridae. The transcript has 9 exons.